This is a messenger RNA of Python bivittatus (Burmese python), 849 nucleotides long. NCBI's taxonomy places the organism in Eukaryota, Metazoa, Chordata, Lepidosauria, Squamata, Pythonidae. The record is from RefSeq and is a predicted model, not a curated record.
AAGCGACCGUCUCUUCCCCAACUCUGGAUCGAUGAGCGCGAUAAUCGACUGGCUUCCCUGGACUUCCAUUUUGCGGGAGGCAACAGACACUGAAAGGAGGCGAUCCACUCUUCUGUAUGUCUCUGUUUCAGAGUUUCUUUAAACAAAGAAAACCAUGGAAAUGGCCAGUGUACUUUGUAACAGAGCUAGACUGGUGACAUACCUGCCAGGAUUUUAUUCUUUGGUUAGAAGGGUUGUAACUCCCAAGGCUUUUUCCACAGCAGGAUCAUCUGGCUCAGAUGAGCCUUCUGUUGCUGCAGCACCUCCUGACAUAUGUCCAAAAACUGUGUGGCCAGAUGAAGUAAUGGGACCUUUUGGUCCCCAGGACCAAAGAUUUCAGCUACCUGGUAACAUAGGUUUUGACUGUCAUCUAAAUGGUACGGCAUUUCAGAAGACAAGACACGUUCAUAAAAAAUUGCCUGAUAUCUUAAUGGAACCCUUGGCAAGUGAAAGGCAUGAAUUUGUGAUGGCUCAGUAUGUCAACGAGUUGCAGAGCAGUAAUGCUGUUAAUAAACAAGACAUUGCCGAUGCCAAAAGUUAUUUUGAAACUGCAAAAGUAGAAUGUGUGAUACAAACAUGCCCAGAACUGUUGCGCAAAGAUUUUGAGUCAAUGUUUCCAGACGUCGUUUCCAGUAACAUAACGGUACUAACAGUAACACAGAAAACUCUAAAUGAUAUGACUGCAUGGAGUGAAGAGGUAGAAAAUGAACGAGAAGUUCUUAUUGAAAAUGUAAGUCUCAUUGGCUUAGGAUGAUCAAAUGUAAUUACUUUCCAUUACUGAUUCUGUGUGUGUUUUUCGUUCUGUUUUUA